Molecule: messenger RNA, 2064 nt
Organism: Sorex fumeus (smoky shrew)
Lineage: Eukaryota; Metazoa; Chordata; Mammalia; Eulipotyphla; Soricidae
Gene: SEC14L5
Product: SEC14 like lipid binding 5
Exons: 15
Coding region: 5-2053 (682 amino acids)
Cellular component (GO): cytoplasm
Source: RefSeq, a predicted model, not a curated record
GGCCAUGGUACAGAAAUACCAGUCUCCAGUGCGCGUCUACAAGUACCCCUUUGAGCUGGUCAUGGCGGCCUACGAGAAGCGCUUCCCCACCUGCCCGCAGAUCCCGGUCUUCCUGGGCAGCGAGGUGCUGAGCGAGUCCCGGAGCGCCGACGGGGCGGUGCACGUGGUGGAACGCAGCUGCCGGCUGCGCGUGGAGGCCCCGCGGCUGCUGCGCAAGAUCGCGGGCGUGGAGCACGUGGUGUUCGUGCAGCGGAACGUGCUGAACUGGCGAGAACGCACGCUGCUCAUCGAGGCGCACAACGAGACCUUCGCCAGCCGCGUGGUGGUCCAGGAGCACUGCAGCUACCGGGUGCACCCCGAGAACCAGGACUGGACAUCUUUCGAGCAGUCGGCCUCGCUGGACAUCCGCUCUUUCUUCGGCUUCGAAAGUGCCCUGGAGAAGAUCGCCAUGAAGCAGUACACGGCCAACAUCAAGCGGGGGAAGGAGGUGAUCGAGUAUUACCUGAAUGAGCUUGUCUCCCAGGGCACCUCGCACAUCCCCCGGUGGACACCCGCCCCGGUCCGGGAGGAGGACCCCCGUGCCCAGGCUGCAUCCAGGGACGCCGCCCCCCUGGAGGCCACCGGGCCCGGCAGCCCCCCGGACCUUGUUCCCAGGACAGUGGGCGCAGACGGCAAGCUGGACGCUGAGUACAUCGCGAGGUGUCUGGGUCCACUCACACCCCUGCAGGAGAGCUGCCUCAUCCAGCUUCGGCUCUGGCUGCAGGAGACCCACAGGGGCAAGAUCCCCAAGGACGAGCACAUCUUGCGCUUCCUGCGUGCCCGCGACUUCCACGUGGACAAGGCCCGUGACAUGCUGAGCCGCAGCCUGAGCUGGCGGGAGCUGCACCGGGUGGACCUGCUGCUGCAGAGCUGGCGGCCCCCCGCCCUGCUGCAGGAGUUCUACGCGGGAGGCUGGCACUACCAGGACACAGAUGGCCGCCCCCUCUACAUCCUGCGUCUGGGCCACAUGGACACCAAGGGCCUGAUGAAGGCGGUGGGGGAGGACGUCCUGUUGCAGCACGUACUGUCCGUCAGCGAGGAAGGCCAGAAACGCUGUGAGGGGAACAGCAGGCAGCUUGGCCGGCCCAUCAGCUCCUGGACGUGCCUGGUGGACCUGGAGGGGCUGAACAUGCGACACCUGUGGCGGCCGGGGGUGAAGGCGCUGCUGCGUAUGAUCGAGGUAGUGGAGGGCAACUACCCCGAGACGCUGGGUCGGCUGCUCAUCGUGCGUGCGCCGCGCGUCUUCCCCGUGCUCUGGGCGCUGGUCAGCCCCUUCAUCCAUGAGAACACCAGGCGCAAGUUCCUCAUCUACAGCGGCACCAACUACCAGGGCCCGGGCGGCCUUGUGGACUACCUGGACAAGGACGUGAUUCCCGACUUCCUGGGCGGCGAGUGUGUGUGCAAUGUUCCGGAAGGAGGGCUGGUCCCCAAGUCCCUGUACCUGACAGAGGAGGAGCAGGGACACGCGGAGCAGCUGCGGCAGUGGCGGGACACUUACCAGGCAGCCAGCGUUCUCCACGGAGCCCCCCACCAGGUGGCCGUGGAGAUCCUGGAGGGGGCGUCGGUCAUCACCUGGGACUUCGACAUUCUCCGAGGGGACGUGGUGUUCAGCCUCUACCACACGCGCCUGCCGCCCAGAACCGAACCCCGGGAGCCUGGGGCCUCGGGGCAGUGCCCAGAGCAGGGCUGGGCCCUGGGGGCUGACUGCAGCCGCGUGGAGGCCCCGCUCGUGUGCCGGGAGGGGGAGAGCAUCCAGGGCUCCCACGUGACCCGCUGGCCUGGCCUGUACGUGCUUCAGUGGAGGAUGCACAGCCCCCCAGGCGGGGACGAUGCCCCGCAGAGCCCGGGACCCAGGUGCAAGCUCCUGUACUACUACGAGGUGCUGGCGUCGGAGGACUUCAGGGGCUCCAUGUCUAGCCUGGAGUCUUGUACCAGCGGCUUCUCCCAGCUCAGCGCGGCCACGUCCUCGUCCUCCUCGGGCCAGUCCCACAGCAGCUCUCUGGCCUCCAGGUAGGGGCGGGAGCC